Molecule: messenger RNA, 865 nt
Organism: Hordeum vulgare subsp. vulgare (domesticated barley)
Lineage: Eukaryota; Viridiplantae; Streptophyta; Magnoliopsida; Poales; Poaceae
Product: cx9C motif-containing protein 4
Exons: 4
Coding region: 205-417 (70 amino acids)
Source: RefSeq, a predicted model, not a curated record
CGAGAUGGGCUGGGCAGAGCCCAAGCCCAGUCUCACUCACUCUGGGCUGAAUGAGUGGGCCGAAUCAACUAGCGGCUCCGUUACAGAAUCACCAAACCCCAACACCGGCGUCGGAGCAGCGGCGGCAAGCAAAAGAAAGAGGAGGAGCAAGUGGUCAUCUUGGUAAGCUAUCAACAAAAAUUACAAUCAAAGAGGAGGAGCGAGAUGGCGCAGCCGAGCAAGGAGCCGUGCAAGAAGGAGGCGUGCGACAUCCAGGCCUGCCUCUCCAAGAACCUCUUCGAUUCCAACAAGUGUUUGAAAGUCAUUCAGUCACUACAAUCUUGUUGUGAGCAAUGCGAGUACAAAUCAACACAUUGUGGUUCUUUGUCGGGCUUGCUGAAAAACAUUUCAAAGUCAUGUAAUAAGAAUAACACUUAAUAAAGGUAAUUUUAGGUUUGCUUGGGAAUUUAUCAGGAUAUCAGUUUCUCUAAUCCAUCAUUGUACAGUAUAUGUGGAUACUGAAGUUUACUUAGUGGAUCCUGUUGACUCAAGCCUAUCAUAUUUGGUUUCAGUGUGGGUGCUAUGAUAUGAUGAGAGGAAGUCACAUGCUCGUCUAUUUGAUUGGCUUAAUUAUUGGUAUUUCUUUUUCCUACUUGCAGUAUGACUGGAACAAUAAUAAUGCGCCAUCCUCAACCUGCAGAAAGGUGCUCUGGUUGCUAGUUGUUCGGUGCUAAGUUUGUCAACAUGUUUGUUUAAGACGGAUACUGAUAUUGCCAAUACCUGGUAGUUCUUAUGCUCAAGCACAGAUGUAAUUCAACAAAAUAAGUGAACCCUUGCCUUGCUGUACACUUAUCUGCAUUUAUGAUAUGGGAAGUGCUUUGAAUUA